This is a messenger RNA of Eleginops maclovinus (Patagonian blennie), 1227 nucleotides long. Its product is annotated as zinc finger MYM-type protein 6-like. The transcript has 2 exons. Lineage: Eukaryota; Metazoa; Chordata; Actinopteri; Perciformes; Eleginopidae. Bases 34 to 1209 code for a protein of 391 amino acids. The record is from RefSeq and is a predicted model, not a curated record.
UUAACAUUUGUGCGAUACGAGGACAGUGGCACUAUGUGCGAGGAAUUUCUUUUUUGCAAACCACUGCCCGGGCGAACUACCGGUGUAGAAAUAUUUAAAGCACUGGACGAUUUUUUCACGGAGCACAAUAUCUCGUGGCAGAGGUGCGUUGCAUUAUGCAGCGAUGGGGCCCGAGCCAUGAGUGGCAGCAAGACUGGACUGUUUGCGCAUGUAAGGAGGGUGGCUCCGGGGGUAAUUUGGACACACUGCCUGAUUCAUAGAGAGGCUCUCGCCUCCAAAGAUCUCAGUGUUGAGCUCAGUGGUGUGUUUGAUGUCGUUGUCAAGACGGUCAACUUCAUAAAACGAAACGCAUUGAAUACACGCCUGUUUUCAUCCCUAUGCCAUGACUUGGGAAGUGAACACAGCUCUCUCCUUUAUCAUUCAGAGGUGCGUUGGCUGUCUCGCGGCGCUGUGCUCGCCCGUGUGUUUGAACUACGCGGAGCUAUCUACGAGUUCUUGUGCGAGAAGCAUUCUGAUCUGGCUUCCAAUUUCAACGAUAGUUACUGGUUAACUAAGCUGGCGUACCUCACAGAUGUUUUUGCAGAGCUGAACAAGUUGAACAGCUCCAUGCAAGGGAGAGAUGCAAACGUCAUGCAGCUCUACGAGAAGCUCGACGCAUUUGUGAAAAAAAUGUCAAAGUGGAUCGAACGAGUGGAGAGCAAUAACUUGGCGAUGUUUCCUUCAGUUGAGGAAUACCCUGACAGCACUGACAUCAACGACACUAUAUGUGAGCAUUUGAGGAAGCUUGUGCGUCAAUUCGCAAAGUACUUCACUGAUUCGGAAGAGUGGCGCCGUGACAGCAAGUGGAUCCUGCUCCCAUUCAGUGACGAUGCAUCAGUAGGGUCAAGUCUGACGGCUGUGGAAGAGGAUAAGCUGAUUGAGAUGUCCACAGACUCUGUCAGGAGGCAUAUGUACGACACACAGCCCCUUGUUAAAUUCUGGAUAAGUUGCCAGACAGAAUUUCCACAGCUUGCUGCAAAAGCAAUGAGGUGUCUUUUGCCCUUUCCAACCACAUACCUGUGUGAGAGUGGUUUUUCUACACUGGCGUACUUAAAGAAUAAGUACAGGGCUAGGCUUGAUCCAGAGAAUGACAUGAGACUGUCUCUGUCUACCAUUUCGCCACGAAUAGACAGGCUGUGUGGACUUCACCACACCCAGAUAUCACACUGACAGCAGGUGAUUGGUGAC